Chara braunii is the source of this 1022-nucleotide messenger RNA. NCBI's taxonomy places the organism in Eukaryota, Viridiplantae, Streptophyta, Charophyceae, Charales, Characeae. The record is from the annotation of a GenBank genome assembly.
GAGUGAACCUCUUGAGAGUCUGAUUGAUUCUUUUGCUGACUGGCGACUCUCUGACCCACCUGUCCAUACUGACAAUCUGAAAAUGGCCCAGCUUCCUUCAACGCAAUGGCUGGCCUUGUUAGAUGCAGCCAGUGAUGCUGAGAAACCUCAUCUGCAAGCACUCUUAGAUGGUGCAAUAAAACGGGAACAGGAGUCAGAGAAGGAGAGGAAGGAGACCUUGCUGAGAAGGCAAGUAGCUCUCCUAGAGACUGUUCCCUCACUGACUGAACAGCAGUGCGGGGAACAGUUGCAGUCCAUACUUACAACCUUUGUUCAAGUCCGGAUUCUUGACGACCAUACCACUCAGACCACUGAAGUCUUUGCAAAGCUGCAGACUCUUCAGGAUGAUCUGACUGAUAUGACCCGCAAGUACCAUGACUUGACAAAGGAGGUGGCUGACCUGCGACAAGCCCAGGUGGCCAACCCUCUUCCUCUACCCCCUGGAUCUGAAGCUGCAAUCGAAACCACCUCUGCCCCUCUUACUGUAUCUUCUUCUACCUCUUCUUCGAGUGUGAUGGCAACCCCUUUGGGACCUGCAGCAGGUGCAGAUUCCACUGUUAAUGUAACAAGCAAUGAGGCUGGAACUUCUGCAACUGCUGCAGCCCCAAGACCGGAACCAGUUGUUGCUGGUCCCAGCUACGCCAGUCCCUACGUGGACCGGAAGGCGGUGCAAAUGCCGUCCAAGUACGACAACAAGGAUGACAUCGAGUCCUGGAUCGGCUCCAUGAGGGCCUACUUUGAGAUCCUGGGAACUCAACCUGGGAACUAGGCGGUGAUCAUGGGAAUGAAUGUCGAGCCAGUCGUACGGGGCUUCCUAGAAGUCCAAGCAACAUGGGUCGGGUUUCCAAAGGCUGCACUAGCCAAAUGGCUAAGGAUCACCCCGGUUGCCUCCCUCGAAGAGCUCUUUAUCUCGAAAUACCAAGAUCCACAUGUUGCUGCUAAAGCGAGAAUUCAACUAGACAAAGUAAAGCACAGCAAGUGGA